AUGACUGCGACAGCUUCUGUUGAGGAAAUGCAAGCCAAGAAGAACGCUUCCAGGGUCAGAGUACCAAAAGUGCUAGAUACCAGUGUUGAGGAGAGCUCAUCAGAAGAUGAGCAAGUCACACGAAAAGAAACUGCCAAGGGACGUAAAGAGCAAAAACGGGACCAAAUAGCUUCUAGGCAAAAGAGCUUAAAGUCCAUAAUAUCGGAGAACAUUGCCAAAAAGAAGGCGUCGCCCCUCUUCCCUUCAGAAGAUCAGCCAAUGACCACUUGUGAACACAGUGAUUGUGUCUCGAAGUUGCAGAGAUCAAAAAGAAAGCACAAGGAGGUACACGCCAAGAACAGCGAGCUGGAGCAGGAAAAUAAGAAACUCAAGACAUCAGUUCUUGAGUUGCAAAACUUAAAUAAAGACCUCCAACAACAGCUAUUAAAGACUCUGAGUGAAAAAACACAAGGUAAGCUAUGGGAAGAUCAAAAUCAAAAGUUUCUACAUCUUUUGGGCAGCAGAAUUAAAGUCGUGUCUAAAAAUCCACCAGCAAAACAACGAUCCGAGGAGCUGGUUGUUUCUACUGAAGAUAGUGAAGCUAGUAUCUCACAAGCCUCCAAUUAUGUUGAAGAGGAUGGAAUGAUUUCAAUUGGUGCUGGGAUCAGCUUGACAUCUAUCCAGUGGGAUGCACUGCAAUGCCAGAAAAAGCAUUCACUCUUCGUCAAAGGUCUGGCUGUGGCAGUUUGGGGGACUGGCAAUUUGAAAGACAGGUCGGUUGAGGGAAAAGUGUGUCCCCGAUACAAAUCAACACGCGAAGCCAGGGCUCCCUUAAGUCCCCAGAAGGUCAAGGCUAUGAAAGGUAUGUGUAUCCAAUUUCACUGGUUUAGAGUUGAACACAAAUUCAUAAACAAUUACUGCAGUUUCAGACAGACAAACCUAAAGAUGAAUUACCCGAUCUUCUGAAUGAGAAGAUGGAAAGAAGAACAACAAAACGUAUAGCCUUGAUUCAAGUCUGUUGGCGUAGUGUACCCCGGCCCGGUGCGGCACGAUUUAGCAACAACUGCAGUGCAUACACUGUAAAAAGUGGCCGCACUUCAUGCACUUGUAGGUGCAUGGGAAUUGGUACAAGCUGCACAUGAAGUGUGCAUGUAGUUGCAUAUUGACACCUGAGAAGCUUGAUGCGAUGUGAAAUAGCUGAAGAGCAACACCUCAUGUGCUUGAUGAAGCAGUGAUGUACCUGAAGUGAUAGCUAAUACAGAUUUUGACUAUACUUAAGGCACUUGAGGUACUUAGGAUUAGCGUAUGUGUGUCAUUUCAUACCUCACGUGUAUUAAAACUCUCACCUCAGCCAACGGCCUUCAGCUGAGCAGCUUCUUGGCACACCUGAAGCACAUCAUGUAUUUAACACACCAAAACGUGUACUACCUCAGGCGCCAAGGUAGCACCUGGUGCACUAUGAAUACCGCGCUUAUUAAAAUACACUACAAAGUGAAGUACCCCAGGCGACGAGGUAGCACCUGAUGUACUAUAUGAAUACCCUACUUACACAAAUAGACAAGAAGUGAAGUACCUUAGGCGCCAAGGUAGCACCUGAUGCACUAUGAAUACCGCGCUUAUAUAAAAUACAUAAAUAAUUGAAGUACCUCAGGCGCCAAGAUAGCACCUCGUGCACUAUAAACACCGCACUUGUAAAAAUACACCAAUAAUUAAAGUGCCUCAGGCGCCAAGGUAGCACAUGAUGUACUAUGAACACCGCGCUUAUAAAAAUACACCACAAGGUGAAGUACCUUAGGCAACAAGGUAGCACCUGAUGCACUAUGAAUACCACGCUUAUAAAAAUAUACCACAAAGGGAAGUACCUCAGGCGACGGUAGCACAUGAUGCACUACGCCUAAAAAAACCACACACAUCAGAAUUGAAGUAUUGCAGGUGCCAAUUGGUAGCACCUGAUUCACUAUGAAUACCUCGCUUAUAAAACAACACAACCAUAAAGUAUUUCAGGUAACAAGGUAUAGCACUGAUGUAUUAUGAAUAGGCCUA
Messenger RNA from Asterias rubens (European starfish), 2022 nucleotides. RefSeq lists its product as uncharacterized. Gene Ontology annotation, molecular function: DNA binding. The record is from RefSeq and is a predicted model, not a curated record. The coding region runs from base 1 to 945 and encodes 314 amino acids. Lineage: Eukaryota; Metazoa; Echinodermata; Asteroidea; Forcipulatida; Asteriidae. Gene Ontology annotation, biological process: negative regulation of DNA-templated transcription. The transcript has 5 exons.